UAUAACUAUUAAACCACAAAUGAGAGGCUAACGGUGUGCCAGUACUGCAAGAAAGGUUCAUCAUUAGGAAGCUAAAUCAUCGUACGUUAUGGCUUCAUUAUUAAGUAAAACAUUCAAAACACCAUUCCUCCUUAAACUGUAUAUCUCCAGACUCUCUCGUGUUUGCUUCUUUAUCUCUAGUAGUAGUAGAGCCCAGGGUAGUAAAGCUGUGAGAGAAGACAUUGAAGGCAACCAAAAUGGGUUGGACAUGCCGAACGACGGUCGCCCAGUCAAGGCGGUGGACAGCGUAGGAGACACAGAGAUUAGUACCCGAAACAGAGGAGUAGCAGAUGAAGAGACCAAAGGCCCAAAUAGUAAUACAACAUCUGAUGAAGAUGAUCCUAAUAUUCAAGAUCUGAGGAGACGUGCUGGAGGCUAUGAUUUAGAUCCACAACGCUAAAUUAAUUACUCUUUGAUUCGUCUUCUUUUUUCAAAGUUGUACUGAAUGUCUGCUGUGUUCUGCUUUUACUUACCUUAAUUUCAUUAAUGUGUAUGUGCCAUUAUCUCACCCGUCACCCUAAUUGUUAAUGGCUAGUCAAAAUUUAUUAAUUUUUAACGAAUACUUAACAUGAU
This is a messenger RNA of Cannabis sativa, 612 nucleotides long. RefSeq lists its product as uncharacterized. The record is from RefSeq and is a predicted model, not a curated record. Bases 89 to 439 code for a protein of 116 amino acids. NCBI's taxonomy places the organism in Eukaryota, Viridiplantae, Streptophyta, Magnoliopsida, Rosales, Cannabaceae. The transcript has 2 exons.